GCUGUGGUGACUGGGCAGAGAAGCAGUGUUGUUGCCAUCGUUGUUGCCGCCUUCGGCUAGCCUAUUGGAAGCGCUGUAGUGUUGGUGGCUGUGAUCGUGGCCGCUGUCAAGCUCUUGGUGGUCGGCGGGUUCGUCGCUGAUUCCUCGGCAGCGAGGAAAUACAGUGCUCUUCGCUCGCUCGCUGGCUGGCUCCCUAGCCCGCUCGCUCGAACUAGAAGACUAGGAUCACACACGGCCGUUCCGCAUUGUGCCCAGACUGAAGUCGUCGGUCGCUGAUGUUGCCAUCACAAGAGAGCACCGCGAGGGAGCCUUAGUAACAACAAACGGAGGACCGGAGUCUACGGAGACGACGACGACAACAACGGCACCGAUAGCCGUGGUCAGCAGUGUUAGCCGCUGCUGACCCGCAGCAUCCGGAUCGGUUGGAGCUUCGACGAGCCGCUAGAAGACAGAUCAGAUUGAAGCGGACUUGGUGGCCGGCCAAGCUUCGUGUUGAGAGUGUUCUCCUGACGUGUUCGAACAUCGUCGAAGCGAAGAAAAAGCAUAAACCGAAAAUCAAGAUGGACAUGGAGUCGGUGCAAACAUACGUUUUUGAGCGUGAUCCAAGAUUGAAAACAUGGAUUUCGGCGCAGCCUCUGUCACUCGUGAGCAUCGUUGGACUGUACCUUUAUGUCGUGUGUAAUUGGGGGCCGAGAUUCAUGAGAGACAGAAAACCGUUCUCUCUGACUGGCGUGACCCGCGCAUAUAACCUUUUCCAAAUCGUGGCAUCGAUGACGUUCGCAGUGAAAAUUGCUCAUCAUUUUUACUUUCGGAUGGGUCAACCGUUUUUAUGCACACCUCCAGACCGACGCGAGGACAGCCUCACGCUCGAGCUGCUUGACAUAACAUUUUAUUACUGGUGGCUUCGGGUGAUCGACUUCCUGGAUACCGUGUUCUUCAUCUUACGCAAAAAACAACGUCAAAUUACGUUCCUCCACAUUUUUCAUCACGUAAUUGUUGUAUGUGUUUCGUGGGCAUCAGCAAUAUACGGCUUGACAAAUUUAGUCAUCUUUACGCUGUGUUUAAAUUCCUGUGUACACGCUAUCAUGUACUCAUACUACUUUUUGUCAACGCUCGGACCAGCAGUGCAGAAGCAUCUUUGGUGGAAAAAACAUUUGACCAAGGUGCAGAUUUUCCAGUUUGUGUUGAUGAUCGCUCACCUCUCGGUCCCAAUGUUCCGGAAUUGCGGUUACCCAUCGUCAAUUAUCUACACUUGGCAGGCGUCUAUCGGGGCGAUCCUUAUACUUUUUCUAAACUUUUAUAUCCGAAGUUACAAAAAUGUUGUUAAACGAAACGCCGCUGGUGCCUCUGUUAAGGAAAAUUGAUCGACCUUACCUACCGACUUGUCAGAGAAACAAUUACUCGAAACCCCCCGCUUCAUUGUAUAUAGUUUCUAUGCGUUUACACAUCGGCGGAUCGGCUCCGAUAUACUGUUCGUUUCCACGAGCAGUCUGAUUAAGAAGAUAACCAAAAGAGGAACAUAGGAAUACGACGCCUUCGUGUCUCCUCGGAUAAGGCAGCGAAAACGAAACGAACCCAUUGAGUGGAUAAAUGUGGCGAGGAUGAAAAAUGCAUAAGAAACGAUGAGGACGAUAUAGCUGAAAAUCCAAAACGAAAUACGAACUUGCUAUCACCGACUUGGAUGGAACGCCCUGAAUAAUGUUUUUCUACUCAUGAAUCGACCAUGGAAACAUAGCAGCAUUCCACAGAUAUCGCAAGCAGCGAGGUAUGUCAUACUAUGCUCUAUUCAGGAAUUCUCGCGGGAAGCAUCGAAAGAAUGUUCGAAUAAAAACGCCAAUGUAUCUGACGUCUGUACAGAGGAAUCAAUUAUCAAA
Galendromus occidentalis (western predatory mite) is the source of this 1874-nucleotide messenger RNA. RefSeq names its product elongation of very long chain fatty acids protein 7. The transcript is spliced from 4 exons. The coding region runs from base 561 to 1364 and encodes 267 amino acids. NCBI's taxonomy places the organism in Eukaryota, Metazoa, Arthropoda, Arachnida, Mesostigmata, Phytoseiidae. Gene Ontology annotation, molecular function: fatty acid elongase activity. The record is from RefSeq and is a predicted model, not a curated record. Gene Ontology annotation, biological process: fatty acid elongation, monounsaturated fatty acid; fatty acid elongation, polyunsaturated fatty acid; fatty acid elongation, saturated fatty acid. Gene Ontology annotation, cellular component: endoplasmic reticulum membrane.